Messenger RNA from Betta splendens (Siamese fighting fish), 1678 nucleotides. RefSeq names its product FKBP prolyl isomerase 7 (gene fkbp7). Gene Ontology annotation, molecular function: calcium ion binding; peptidyl-prolyl cis-trans isomerase activity. The coding region runs from base 526 to 1167 and encodes 213 amino acids. The transcript has 4 exons. Lineage: Eukaryota; Metazoa; Chordata; Actinopteri; Anabantiformes; Osphronemidae. The record is from RefSeq and is a predicted model, not a curated record.
CAACCAGACAUAUUUAUGCAUGGCCAUUAUUAUCCCUACUAGUAAUAGUACUACAAUAUUUGUAUUGUUAUUACAACAGUAAUAUUCCAUUAAUACUACACUAUAUACUACUAUACUACAUCUUACCUUAGAGGUUGUUUUACAAUUUUUCCUCAUUUAUUUAUUUUUUAGGCUCAUGUUUUUUCAGUUACUGGCAAAUGUUUUUUUACAUUUUACAUUUACACUAAAUUAUAGAACUGGGAUACUCAACUUGCUUUAGGAACGCAUUUAUGUCUAAACCAAAAGCAGGGCUUACGUAUUGGCAUCAAAAUAUAUGUCUUUGCUGUCAGUUGAUUGUGAAUUAGUGACUAGAAAGCCCAGUGUUUGGUCUGGCAGGCAGGGGGCGGGAGGCUCUGUGAACCCCUUACAGACCAAACUCAGGACAAUAAAACCAUAUGCUCUGAAAAAAACGCUUUCCACGUCUUCGAUCUAACGUCUGAUUCAAAAGUUGCCACGAAUACACGGUGGACGCUGAGGAAGCUAACGAUGUGCACACUGGUCCUGUUUGUCUGUGCUCUGCUCAGUGCGCGCUGUCUUUGGGCCACAGCAGACGAGCUGGAGGCCGAGGUGAAGAUUGAAGUUUUGUUUAAGCCCGAACUGUGCUCUCCAAAGAGCAAACGAGGUGAUCUGAUCAAUGUCCACUACGACGGCUUCCUCGCAAAAGAUGGAUCCCAGUUCUACUGCAGUCGUUCAGACAAAGCUGGACACCCUCAGUGGUUUGUGGUGGGUGUCGGACAAGUCAUCAAAGGCCUUGACAUUGGGAUGAUGGACAUGUGUCCUGGAGAGAAACGAAAGAUAACUGUUCCUUCCUCACUUGCAUUUGGAGAAAUAGGCAAAGCUGGAGUUCCUCCCAACGCUACAGUGAUUUUUGAGGUGGAGCUCUACUCUGUAUCCAGGGGACCACGCAGCAUGGAGGCUUUCACACACAUGGACCUUGAUAAAGACAAAAGUCUCACAAAAUCUGAGGUAAAACAAUAUUUGAAACUGGAGUAUGAAAAAGGAGGGAAGCCACGUGACGACCCUUUCUAUGAGAAGGUCUUAGCUGAUAUAUUUCGCAGGAACGACCAGGAUAGUGAUGGACUGAUCAGUGUAAAUGAGUAUAACAUCUAUAAACAUGAUGAGCUUUAGUGGCAGAUGUGGUUUAGUUUAUGCUCUACAUGUAUGUAUUACUUAGAAAAAUAGGUGGGAUUUCCUACUUUCUGUGCCAGCACAUGUUCUGACUUGUUGUUAGGAGUAAAGAGAGUCCUGGCAGCGUGACCAACUGCAGGUGUGAAUAUCCCAGUGGAAGCAUGGUGUAAAUAUUUGACCAGUUAACCUCGAUAAAGGUGCCCAAUGAAUAAAGCAAAUAUUAAACCAUCAAACAGCUAAAAGGGAUCUAAAAUAUCAGCAUUAGGAAGAUGUUGAGGCAUUUAUGGCAAUCAAGCAUAUCAAGAAUUAAAUAAUGCAAUUAUGCAAUGCAUGAAAAGUAUUAUUAUUAUUAUAAGUAUAAAGACCACUAAACUGUACUGUUUGAAUGUUUUAUUUCUGUCAAUGUUUUCUGAUCAAGACGGCAACAGCUCCACAUCUCUGUAAAGUGGCUGCCCCCUACCUGCAAUAAUAUCUAGAGUUAGUCUGUAUUUUUGCUAACCUGGAGAGAAAU